AUGGGGUCUGAGUCGAGAUUGUUUAGUUGGCAAGAUAUUCCUAAUCUUCCUAAUCUUCUUGCUGCCGAAAGCAUAAAAAAGUUCAAUAAAUUAGAUAAGCAGGGAAAACCAUUAGUCCAUUCAAACAAAGCAGAGUGGACUGUAUUGGCUUGUAUAUUAGCUGUCUAUACCUCAUCCAAGGAUGAUUAUUCUAUUCAAGUCAUUUCAUUAGGCACAGGACUCAAAUGCCUGCCCUACAGUAAACUCUGCAAGACUGGAGAACUUGUUAAUGACAAUCAUGCAGAAGUCAUUUGUCGGAGAGGCUUUAUAAAGUAUGCACUGGAACAAGCAGAGAAACUCAAAUCAUCUGAAGAGGUCGAUAGUCCAUUCUAUUCUUCAGAGAGUGGUGGUGAUGCUUCAAUGUCCAUGUUAGCCGAAGCCCAAAAACCCGAAUCAUUAGAGGCAUUCAUGGCCGGCAAAAGAAAGCAGGAUGUAAAUCAAGAACGCCAGCUCCUUGAAAACAUUUAUGCAAACAAGAAACGCAAGACCACCGUUAUUAGUGAGGGCUCAGAGGGCUCAAGAGUCCUGCAUCUCAAUCCAAUGUUUCAAAGGGGUCGCUUUGGAUUUGAUCAUCUGGGUGUACUUCGAACAAAACCAGGCAGAGUUGAUUCUGAGCCAACCCUGUCAAUGUCCUGCAGCGACAAGAUCGCUCGUUGGAAUGUACUUGGGUUACAAUCGGCUCUAUUGUCCAACAUCUUUGAGCCAGUCUAUCUAGACUCGAUUGUCGUGAGUGACAUGUUUGAAAAGGAAUCACUUGAGAGAGCCCUUUACGGUAGAUUGGAAUCACUACAAGAUUUGCCUGUUCCUUAUAGACUUCAUCGACCAAAGAUAUAUCCUACAGAUAUUUCAUUUGAAGCAUCUAAAAGUGUACUGGAAUCUACAGGCAAAUAUUCAACAUUAGUAUCAAGCGGGGCAGCCAUUUCAUGGGUUGCAGGAAUGCCUAGAUCAGAAGUCAUUGUGCAUGGAAGGAAGCAAGGUGUUCCAAAAGGCAAGCCAACCAACCCAAAAACAAGACCUUUAAUCUGCAAGCUUUCUUUAUUCAAUCGAUUUCUUUUGAGCCACAAAGGAGAACCCAAGACAUACCUGGAGUGGAAAAGAGAAGCAAUUGAUUAUCAAAAAGCAAAACAAUGUCUGCUUGAUCAAUGUUUCCAGACCUGGGUUCAGACACCUGAUGAAUAUCAAGAUUUUUCUUUCAUAGAAUAA
This is a messenger RNA of Phycomyces blakesleeanus NRRL 1555(-), 1242 nucleotides long. RefSeq lists its product as hypothetical. Lineage: Eukaryota; Fungi; Mucoromycota; Mucoromycetes; Mucorales; Phycomycetaceae. The coding region runs from base 1 to 1242 and encodes 413 amino acids. Gene Ontology annotation, cellular component: cytoplasm; nucleolus. Gene Ontology annotation, biological process: RNA processing; adenosine to inosine editing. The record is from RefSeq and is a predicted model, not a curated record. The transcript is spliced from 11 exons. Gene Ontology annotation, molecular function: double-stranded RNA adenosine deaminase activity; tRNA-specific adenosine deaminase activity; double-stranded RNA binding.